Messenger RNA from Sinocyclocheilus grahami, 6388 nucleotides. RefSeq names its product tyrosine-protein kinase BAZ1B. The record is from RefSeq and is a predicted model, not a curated record. Gene Ontology annotation, molecular function: histone H2AXY142 kinase activity; histone binding. Gene Ontology annotation, cellular component: WICH complex. The transcript is spliced from 18 exons. Gene Ontology annotation, biological process: DNA damage response; chromatin remodeling. The coding region runs from base 675 to 5633 and encodes 1652 amino acids. Lineage: Eukaryota; Metazoa; Chordata; Actinopteri; Cypriniformes; Cyprinidae.
CGACGAUGGGUGGGGCACCAAUAAGGUGGACGCCAACCGCCGUUAAACUGGAAAGAAGAAGAAGAAAGAAGAAGACGACGAUGGGUGGGACCUAUUCUUGCGUCGCUGCUUGCUACCGGGGUAACGGAGUUUUGAGGUUGUACGGAAUGUUGCCGGUGUAGCAGGAACUCCCGCCAUUUUUCAAUCGGCUAUAAACCCUCUUAUUUGUUUAUGUAAUCAGCACGUCCCUCAAAACAGCAUCUACGCGGUCUACAGUCGCUGCGGACAGGGGAUUGGUACGUCGCUUUGGCCUGGAGAAUCGACGACAACACGGACCUGAGCGGCAUAAGAAAGCCCGCCAUACCAGCUCCGACGGGCCGCGUUUCGCGCUUCCGUCCCCGGCACCCAGGAGCUUCCGCUCACUCCUCAGGCUCUCUUCAGGCAUCUCACCAUGACCCCACCGGCUCCCUCAAUCCAGCGGAUUUAACACGGGAGAUGUAACUGAUCGAUAAGACCGUACUUUUGUUGGUGUUUUGUUUUCCUAAAAGUAAGUAAAGCAGCGCGCGCUAGCCUAGCCCGAUGCUACGCCACUGAGACGCGCGGAUUCACGGCAUAUUCAGUUCAAGCUGAGAUUGAGCGGGGGUUAGUUCAGUAGUUGACUUUGCAGACACAUCCAGGACCGCAGCGAGCCCGCCAUGGCACCAUUACUAGGCCGGAAGCCGUACCCUUUGGUUAAGCCGCUGUCGGAGCCGCCGGGCCCAGCAGAGGAGGUGUUCAUCAUCGAGCACACUAAAGAGGCCUUCAGGAACAAAGAAGAGUAUGAAGCUCGACUGCGCAGGUAUGCAGAGCGGAUAUGGACGUGUAAAAGCACCGGCAGCAGCCAGCUCACACAUAAGGAGGCUUGGGAAGAAGAACAGGAGGUCACAGAGCUGCUUCAGGAGGAGUACCCAGUGUGGUUUGAGAAGCCGGUUCUGGAGAUUGUGCACCAUAACACAGUAUCUCUUGAUAAGCUAGUAGAUCUGGUCUGGCUGGAGAUUCUCACCAAGUAUGCUGUGGAUGAGGAGUGUGACUUCUUGGUUGGCAAGGAUAAGACGUUGCAUGUGAAAGUGGUAAAGAUGAAUCCGCUGGAGAAUCCUCCAGAAGAAAAUGUGGAGAAAAAGAUGGAAGGAGCUUGUGAUUCUCCAUCCAGUGAUAAAGAGAAUGCUAGUCAGGAGAACCUGAAGAAGGAGCCACAGUCCAAAGAGGAGGACAGCAGGAGAGAGAGUCUCUCUGAUAGGGCCCGCCGUUCACCCAGAAAACUCCCAACCAGUAUGAAAGAAGAGAAGAAGAAAUGGGUCAUGCCCAAAUUUCUGCCCCACAAGUACGAUGUCAAACUUCUCAAUGAGGACAAAGUUAUCAGUGACGUCCCUGCAGACAGCCUGUUCAGAACGGAGCGGCCUCCCAACAAAGAAAUAAUGCGCUACUUCAUCAGACACUACGCUCUGAGGUUGGGCUCGGGAGAGAGCGCCCCCUGGGUGGUGGAGGAUGAAUUGGUGAAAAAGUACAACCUGCCAAGCAAAUUCAGCGACUUUUUACUGGACCCUCACAAGUUUUUGGCAGAAAAUCCAUCCGCCAAGAGGAAAAGCAUGAGCUCACCGGAAGGUAAACCCAAUAAGAAGCUGAAGACUGCGGAGACAGGAAAAGACAGUGAGGGAGUCAAAGUAAAAGGGGAAAAGAAGAAAAAGAAAAAAGAUUCCCAGAACAUACCUCUCAGCCCAACCCUUUGGGGUCAUAUGCAGGUGAAGAAAGUUAAUGGAUCUCCGUUAAAAAUGAAAAACUCAGGUACAUCUAAGAAAUGUGAUGGGGAAAACAUCCUCAGCGCCCCAAAAUUAAAUAAAAAGCAGGGAGACAAAAAAUCCACUGACCCCAAAAAGAGCCGCAAGAGUGGGGUCACCAAGACUCCCAAUGGCCAGAAGCUCUCCAAAAAGGAAGACAAAAGCGCUGGAAGCACCAAGAAACCCAAAAUGAAGCAGAUGACCCUUUUGGAUCUUGCCAAAAGCCCACCUGCUGCUGCUAGCCCCAAAAAGCGAGGCAGAAGUCCAAGUACUGGCUCUGCUAAGCUGGGCAAACCUUUGGCGCCCAUGGCCUUACAUCUCCUUCGGUUUUACAAGGAGAAUAAAGGCAAAGAAGACAAGAAGACAACUCUGUCCUCACUGGUGUCUAAGGCGGCAAAAACGCUGUCCGCAGAGGAUCGUGGCCGGCUUCCUGAGGGGCUGAAAGAGCUGGUGCAAAAACGCUGGGAACUGUUUGAGCAGAAACGCAGAUGGGCCCUUAUGACCGAGGAGGAGAAACAGGACGUUCUGCGGCAGAAGCGCCAGGAAAUCAAGCAGAAGCUGCGUGAGAAAGCCAAAGAGCGGAGGGAGAAAGAAAUGCAGAUGAGACGGGAGAUGUCACGCCGUUACGAAGACCAGGAGCUCGAAGGCAAGAGCUUGCCAACAUUCCGUUUGUUCGACAUGCCCGAGGGGCUUCCCAACACCCUCUUUGGUGACAUAGCCAUGGUAGUUGAGUUCCUUCACUGCUACUCUGGCCUCCUGAUGCCUGAUGACCAGUAUCCUAUCACCUCUAUCGCUCUGAUGGAGGCUUUAGCUGGAGAGAAGGCAGGUUUCCUCUACUUGAACCGUGUGCUGGUGGUGCUGCUGCAAACACUUCUGCAAGAUGAGCUGGCGGAAGGUUACAGUGAACUGGACAUGCCGUUAUCUGAGAUUCCUCUGACCAUGCACUCCAUAUCCGAGCUGGUUCGCUUGUGUUUACGGCCAACGGAUGCCCAUGAGGAAGAGAGCGCCCGCGGCUCGGAUGACUGGCAGCCUGGUGUGGGCUACGAUGACGUGGUGAGCAGUGAGUUCUUGGAAAAACUGGAGACGUCGGAGGUGUUUGAACUGAACUCUCAGGAGAAGGUCAGCCUGCUGGUGGCGCUGUGUCAUCGUAUCCUCAUGACCUAUUCAGUGGAAGAUCACGUGGAGGCCACUCAGCAGCGAUCUGCCGAGCUGUGGAGGGAGCGGCUUGCCACGCUUAAAGAAGUCAAUGAACGUAAAAAGGCAGAGAAGCAGAAACGCAAAGAGCAGAUGGAGGCAAAAACCGAUGCUAGCGGAGAGGUACUAAUGAGGGCAGAUGGGAGGAAAGAUUCAAAUGUGAUAAAAGAGACACCUAAGGUCCCCGCCAAAGUGGAACCAGAGCCGGAGGACAUGAUCAGCACAGUGAAAAGCAGACGUCUGAUGUCCAUUCAGGCCAAGAAAGAAAAGGAAGAGCAGGAACGGCAAAACAAAGAGCGUAUGGAGAAGGAAGCGGAGGAGGAGCGAAUCAGGAAGCAGAAAGCCGCAACAGAGAAAGCCUUGCAGGAUGCCGUCACUAAAGCGAAGCUGGUGCUGAGGAGAACACCACUGGGUACCGAUCGCAAUCACAACCGGUACUGGCUGUUCUCUGACGUGGUUCCUGGCCUGUAUAUUGAAAAGGGAUGGGUUCAUGAGAGUAUAGACUACACAUUCACUCUUCCUCCUGAAGAGGAGCCGGUGUCGGCAGAGGAAGACAAAGAGGAGGAGACGGAAGAUGGAGAGAAAGAGGAUGAAGGCAGCAUAGUCAGCGCUUCUAAUGAAAAUGGCCAACAGGGGGCACCAGUGCCUGAGUCCUGUAUUGAGACCACUGUGCCCAAACAAGGCCAAAACCUCUGGUUUGUGUGCGAUUCGCAAAAAGACCUCGAUGAACUAAUAGAAAGUCUUCACCCUCAGGGAGUAAGAGAGAGUGAACUCAAACUCAGGCUCCAGGUUAAUUACCAGGAAAUCUUGCAUUCCAUCCAUCUGACGAAAAAAGGUAACCCAGGCCUGAAGACCUGUGACGGAUACCAGGAGCUGCUUAAAUUCUUGCGCAGUGACAUUAUUGAGGUAGCAUCUCGUCUGCAGAAAGGAGGCCUUGGAUACAUGGAGGACACAUCUGAAUUUGAAGAAAGGGUGCGUGACUUGGAGAAGUUGCAGGACUUUGGGGAGUGUGUGAUCACACUGCAAGAGAGCGUGAUCAAGAAGUUUCUGCAGGGCUUCAUGGCACCCAAACAGAAAAAGAAAAAGAAGACCGGUGGAGAGGAGAGCACGACGGCGGAGGAAGUGGAUGAUCAGAAGAGACUGGCCGAAGAGGCCAGGGUAGCAACCGCGGUGGAGAAGUGGAAAACUGCAGUCUGUGAAGCUCAGACUUGCUCUCGUAUGCACGUUCUGCUCGGCAUGCUGGAUGCCUGCAUCAAGUGGGAUAUGUCUGCAGAGAAUGCUCGCUGUAAAGUGUGCCGCCGGAAAGGAGAGGAUGAUAAGUUGAUUCUCUGUGAUGAGUGUAAUAAAGCCUUCCAUCUGUUCUGUCUGCGGCCGGCACUGUACCGUAUACCGGCGGGUGAGUGGCUCUGCCCAGCCUGUCAGCCAACUACCGCCCGACGCAGCUCCAGGGGCAGAAACUAUAAUGAGGACACCGAGGAAGAGGAGGACUCGGAGGAGGAAGAUGAAGAAGACUCUGAAGAGGAAGAUUCAGAAGAAGAAUACAGGAACACGGGCCACAGUUUGAGACCUAGGAAGAAGGUGAAGUCGUCUUUGAAGCCCAAAGUGCAGAGUAAACCACCACAGAAGAAGCAUUCCCCUCCUAGUGCCAAACCAGCUCUCAGACCUGCUUCCAAGCCUGAUCCAAAACUUGCACUCAGAUCUGCUUCCAGACCAGAUCCAAAGCCUGCUCUCAGAUCUACUUCCAGACCAGAUCUUAGACCUGCUCCCAGACCUGUUUCCAACCCAGAUCCUAAACCAGAACCUAAACCUUCUCCCAAACAAUUGCCUAAAUCACGACCUGCACCAAGCAACCCUGCAGACAUCGAUGAGCUGGUGCGACAGAGCUCCAAGUCUCUAUCAAAGAAACAAGCUAUUGAGGUAGAGAAAUGUGAGGAGAUUCUUCAGAAGCUGAUAAAAUACCGACACAGCUGGCCCUUCAGGGAACCUGUAUCUGCUGAAGAAGCCGAGGAUUAUCGGGACAUCAUCAGCUGCCCGAUGGACUUCACCACCAUGCAGGACAAGUUCAAAUCCUCCCAGUACCACAACGCCAGCGAUUUUGUCAAGGACGUGAAGCUCGUCUUCUCAAAUGCAGAGGAAUACAACGAGCCCGACAGCGACGUCCUGACCUGCAUGGCGUGCACAGAGCAGGCAUUCAUCGAGCUCAUGCAGAAGAGCCUCCCUGGGAUCGGCUACCUGCGACGGCGAUCACGCAAGCGUCCGGCCGCUCACUCCGAAGAGGAGGAGGAGGAAGAUGAUGAGGAGGAGAGGGGAAAGAAGAUACAAAAUGGGAAGCAAGGGAGAGCCUCAUCCAGACAGAAGGAAGAUGAUGAGGAAGACUCUGGACAGAGGAAGACCAGACAGUGCGGUGGACAAUGGAACCAAGAUGACAGCGAAAGUGAGGAAGAUGAGGAGGAGGACGAGUCUGUGAGAAGGAAGAGCAAGCGGACAAAUCGCAAAGAUUAUCGGGAGCAGGACAGCGACAAUGAGAGGGACAGCAGGAGAACUGGAUUGAGACGGACUGCACGAGGUGUGACGGAUGACAAGGAGGCCAGCAGUGACGAGGACUCGGGCGUCCAGCGACAUUCCAAGAGGCUCAAACGCUCAUGAAGACCAGGGUGCUUUGUGUUCUUUGUAUUCAUUUUUGUACCCCCUCCUUAUUAAUCAGAAGGCGAAACGGGGUGCCCCAUACCACUGCAUAUUGGACGGAACUUUUGCUCACCCCGAUGUAGAUGUUUGGGUUUAUUUUACUUUUUGGAAGUUUUUGUUAAUAUUGGAGAAAACUGAUUUAUAUUUGUAAGUUGAUUAAUAAUGGUGACACUUGGUUUUUCAACCUUAAGAUUUGCAUUGAAAAAGAGAUGUCAUCUCCUUGAGCUCUUGAGACUUUUUUCAUUUGAUAUUUGGCCUAAAAAAACUCAAAUAAUAAUAAAAAAAAAACCACUUGUAUCCCAAAAAAGAUUGUAAUUGGGUUGCAGAUACCACCAAGCCAUGUCUGAUUUUGAUGGCUUGAGAGGUUUCCCUGUAAAAGUUAACCUGUAAAUGUUAUAAAGUGAUUCAGAAUGAAACGGAUCCUUUUGCGUAGACCUUCUAAAUGAAUUAACCAGUGAGCGUCCAGAACUAGGCUCUUUCAGUGAAACUGACGUUAUGUGUUUUCUGUGUCUCAUAAGAGCGGUUUAAUUGGCACUAAACCCCCAUGGUGGUAUGACACUGAACUAAAAGUCUUUAUUUUUGAAUGUGCCACCACUUUUUCCUUUUCUUUAGUCAUUUAUUAUUUUGCAGUUUUACAAUAAAAGCUGUCAUCCUUGCGUUCGGUUAGACAACUUCUGUUUUUGAAAAGCAGGAGAUCACUGGUCUUGUUUAUUGGC